Messenger RNA from Diachasma alloeum, 7189 nucleotides. RefSeq names its product probable Rho GTPase-activating protein CG5521. Gene Ontology annotation, cellular component: cytoplasm; nucleus. The transcript is spliced from 13 exons. Bases 254 to 5992 code for a protein of 1912 amino acids. Gene Ontology annotation, biological process: positive regulation of GTPase activity; regulation of small GTPase mediated signal transduction. Gene Ontology annotation, molecular function: GTPase activator activity. The record is from RefSeq and is a predicted model, not a curated record. NCBI's taxonomy places the organism in Eukaryota, Metazoa, Arthropoda, Insecta, Hymenoptera, Braconidae.
GAUGGCGUCUGUCACGUACAUCUGAUCGGGAGGUGUGCGAGUACCCCUCUCAUUCGUACACAACCCAAUGGUGACUGUAACGGGAUUUUUUUAGUUGUUAAUUCAUAAGUCAUUAUCCCCUAAAACUUAAUGUCAACGUAAUCGCAAAAACAAGUUGUCGAGGGGUUUCAGUGACUCAUGAGGAAUGUUUCGCGCGGGCUCGAUGAAUUUGGAUAUCGUCGCGGCCGCCGGCGGCGCGCACUAGAUCAUCACAAUGUUCAGCAAGAAACUUCAUGUAGACGUCAAGAAGUCGACGCUAAAGAUACAAGAUGUGAAGAAGGACAGUGCGACGAGGUUCAAGCAUUUGAAGAUUGUUCUGGAGAAUGUGGACACAGACGAGGCGAAGGGCUUCUUCGAGGGCAACUUCAGUCAUGUCUACUUCAUCCUGUACGACUGCUUCGUCACGGCUGAGGCGAACCUUCGACAGAGAGAACUAUCCUUCCAUCUUGUGCACAAAGCCCACCGCGAGGAGCUCGAGCAGGUCCUGCAGCUGCUGGAGAAGGUGUUGACGCUCCUCCCUGAGCUGUUGAACCGUCGCUGGCAGUGCCACAGCCUAGCCCGAAUUCUCCACAAGCUCCUGCACCCAGGCAACAGCUGGAAGCUCCGCCGCCAGGCGCUCCGCUACUUCAUCCUGUGGUACCAGGCCCUGGGGGACAAUGCCCCGGACCACAUCCACCAGAUGUUCGCCUCCCUGGUCCCAGGCUUCCCUCCUCCCCCGCCAACGAGUCGGCCAGAGCGUCGCCCAAAGCCGAGCCAGUCCGCCCCCCAAAAUCCCCCAAACCCCGAGGAAAAAGAGAAACGCGAGUUCUUCGACACUCAACACGUCACCUCCAUCUUCCACUGCAACAACUCCCAGCAGGGUCCAGUGACCCAGCCAAAUGGCACCCCAUUGUUGCCAGUGCAAAGUGGUGAGAAGCCCCUGGACAACGAGACCCUCCGCUUCUUCGAGGCUCUUCUCGAGUUCAUGGUGACCCAAGUCGUCAAGGUCGAGUGGAGGGACAAGCACACACGUCAGCACAAGUGCCUCCAGUUCCUCCUGGAGCGCUUCAAGGCCACAUAUCUUCGGUACAUCUGUCCAGAGUUUGACGACAACUUCUCCCUGUACAAGCCCAACUUGGAGCUGCCGACGAUGAGGCAGCAGUCGCCGAAUUCCCAGAGCAACUACACCCUCUGCAAGGUGGCACUGAUCAAGUGGCUGGCCAGCUUCACCCACGUCACGAAGAAGGACGGACCCUUCAUCAAUUCACAGAUGACACCCAGUGAUGAGCACGACAACGAAGUGAAGAGGGCGUCGAUAAAUCAGAGUGUUGAUUCGAACUCGUUGUCCCCUGACGUUCCCCAUCAGGAUGGCCAAGCUGACGAUGGACAAGCUGCUGUUCUGCUGGUGAGAGAGGUGCUCUAUGGCAGCAGGGACAACGUCAAUUUCGUUCACGAGAUUUAUCGACAGGCUUUCCUCCUGGACUUCACACAUGCCGGGGCGAUACGAAAGGCCAUCGCUGUUUACAAGGAUUGGGUGCAGAUGAACGAGAUCCCUCCGUUCAUGCUGGAGCCUCUCGAGAGCCACAAGGAGAAGGAGGGGGAGGAGGUCGUCAGGAGGGAGGGGGAGAGCGACAAGAGCCCUUCUGACAGCUGGAGGCAGACGAGGCUCAGGAAUGACUCGUACCUCGGGGCCAUUCACAGGGAGAAUUUGUUCGUGAGGGCUGGACUGCAGAGUGUUCUGCAGGUCUUCAUCACGCAGGCGUCGAAUGUCUUUUUUCUGGAGAGCUCGGGGGGGCUGGCUAGUGCUGCACUGCUGGAGGAGCAGAUCGACAGCUGCAAGAGGGUGCUCAAUGUCUAUAGGUAUGUGGUGAUGCAUGCCAGGUUGGAACCGAGCACUUGGGACCAACUGUUGAGGGUUCUACUCCAGAUAACCUCAUUAGUCCUGGGGGACAAGUCCUCCAGAAAGAAGACGCACGAGAGCAUCGGGGGAAAGCUCGCACCUGCAAUCUUCCAGACGUUGAUUGUCACCUGGAUAAAGGCGAAUCUCAAUGUCGUCAUCUUGACGCAGCUGUGGGACGAGUUUCUGGAGGUGCUGACGAGCCUCACACAGUGGGAGGAGCUCAUCAGGGAGUGGGCGAAGACUCUGGAUACAUUGACGAGGGUUCUAGCGAGGCAUGUUUAUAAUUUGGAUCUCAAUGAUCUGCCCUUGGACAGGCUCAGCGAGCAGAAGAGCAAGAGGAGGAGGGGCGUGGGCUGCAGAACUGCUUCUGCCAACAAUGUUCAGAGCCCCAGGAGGGGGAGCAUCGACAGGGAGACCAGCAACAUCAGCAAGGAGAAUGUUCCAGACCACCCAUCCCGAGAAUUUCGAAAACACCGACCCCUACCGCGCAGUGUAAGUGACAACAACAUCUACAGCAUGAAGAGUCGUACAAAACAACAGAAAAAUCGAGCACCAGUUACUCACUUCGAAAUCCCUGCCCAAUCCAUUUCAUCGCGUGCAGCACUUCCCCUCUCCAUUGAACGAGACAUGGCUAAACUGGUGAACCACAAUGCGACGAAUGCAACACCAACAGCCGCUGGAAGGAGAAAAAAUUUGGCUGGGAGACGCGCCAAAUCAUUGGACAGUGUUGUUGUUCCUGACAGUGAACCUGCCACUCCUAGGUGUCCCUCGCCGACACCCAGCAGUGGAGUUGACUCCAACAAAGACAGUCCCAUUCAGAUCGAGAACAUUGAUGGAAGCAGCAUUGACACGAGUGACGCAUCAGAGAGAAGAUCAGUGAUGGCAGGAGGUAACGUGCGCGGUUGGCUGCCGGACGUGGCAGUGGUCCUGUGGAGGCGAAUGCUCUCAGCCCUUGGCGACGUCAACAACAUUCAGGACCCAGUGUUGCACGGUCAAGUGAUGGAGUAUCUGGUGCAGUUGACGCAGACGCUGAUAAAAAUCCGACUGAACCAAGGGGUAUCGGGUGACAAUCAGGCGACCCCUCCAGCCCCCGAGCUCAUUCCCCCCCUGACGGUGAUAGCCCCCUGGUGCUUCAAGGCCAUUCAACUUCCGCCUCACUACGAAGUGGGAAAACUCGCGGCCUAUCGACUCAUCUGUCUCCUGACUGUCCAGCCCCUCGACAUAAAUUUACCAAAGGCACAUCUGACACUCUUCUAUCGAGCUGUGCACAAUGGCAUCACCAGCAAUGACACCAAAGUCAUUCACGCCUUGAUCAAAUACACUGGCCCUAGGUUUUUCAGUCUCAAACUGCCAGGAUCUAGUUUACUGAUUCUGGAUUACAUUCACGCGGCCAACAGCAUCCUGGGGAGUCAGGAUGUCGAGGCGCCCAGGACAGAGGCUGUCUCCAUCCUGGGGUCUCUGCUGUCCCUGCCCAUAUCAGCUGGCAAUUUCCCCGUCUUUCAACCGAAUGCCAGUGAGAUCGAGACCAUCAUGUGCCCUGACGCCAAGGAAUUGAUACUCAAUAUCCUUAUGAGGAGCUGCAGGAGGGAACCCACUGGCGUUGCCAGGUGCAUCGCCCUGUCCAGUGUCGCUAUGUUUGCUUAUGGGGAGCUGUGUCACAGGAGCCAACACCCUAAACUCCCUGAAGCUGUCACUGUUCUUCUUCAGGCGUUGAGGAGGGCACACAGGGCUGGCAGACGAAGGGACCGGUUCCAUGCACUAUUCCCGUAUAAGGCAACACAUCCCUCGGUCGCUCAGGUCGCCUGUGAUUCUCUCAUCCUUCUGUGCGAUAAGGCAGACGUUUUCCUGGAAAUUUAUCCAAGGAUUCCAUAUAAAAUUAUUCAGAUUCUCUCUGAAACCCUGGACACAAUGACAGUUCGUGAGCGUCGAAGUGCCCUGACCACAUCGAUGCUCUUCUGCCUCGGUGAAUGGGCGAUGCAUUUAGGCCCCAGAGUCCUCUCCACGACAUUCCAAGGGAAACCCCUGCUCCUCACAAUCUUCACAGUUCUCGACAACAUAAUGCACAACAGAUCCGACAAGUCGAUCCACGACCUGUCCCGCCACUCUCGCCACCAGAACGACGAGCAAGACGACUUCGAUCAGGACAUAAGCAUCGACGACCUGGGAAAGGACUCCACCAGCACCCCUCGGCACACAAACAGCCAGGCAGUCCAGCAAGCAGCAAAAAUGGUGACAAUGCACUUGGUGAAUCACCUGGGGCACUUCCCCAUGGGCAUAGGAGCAGCCAGGCUCUCCUCAACAGUUGUAGAACUGGACGACGUACCUGGAAUCGACGGAGACGAGCUCUCCUCAGCGAUAUUUCACGCGCCAAACAUUCAGCUCCUGAUGCUGUCCAACUCCAUCAUAAUGUCCCUGGUGGAGCUGCAGGCCCUGGAGCCCGGAGACUCCGGCCUCGUGACAGCCCCCUCAACCGUCAGAGUUCUGCUGCGAGAUCUGGCUGGCAAAGCAGCCUGGGACUGCUCGAUCCUCUAUCGUCAGCAGGAGGAGAAGGAGGGCUCGAGUGACCUGAGAGACCCUCCGAAGCCCCUGGACCACCUCCAGGAGGACAACGACUCCCUCAGCAUCACCCAGCCCCCCAGGCACGUGACGAGGCCCAGAGAUCCCACAGUCCUUCCUACUUUCGCGAAUGCAGCCAGUGACAUGGACAACCUCGAUGACCUCCUCAACUACAUUGGCCACACGUCUCCAGAGGUCCUCACCAACCCUGAGAUGCCUCUGAACGCCCCAGCGAACUCCCCUCCAGUCAACUGCAUGGAGCACGAGACGAUAACAGCAAUUAUAAGUCAACGAAACACCUCGAGGGAGUACGUUCAGGGCUGCAAUCAGCUGGUGGGCAUGAGGGCACCACCAGCUGUUCCACCACCUUCUAGGCCCCCUCCAGCUCCCUUUCACCACUGCAGACUAUUGUUCUCCCACCUGGGGCUGUCUGGCUGGGAGCAGAGGAGGAGAUUGCAUCUUCUUUCGAAGAAUGAGAAGCUCCUGAGGGAGCUGAGGAAUCUCGAUGGCCAGAGGUCCAGGGAGACCCACAAAAUGGCGGUGAUAUAUGUGGGACAGGGACAGGAGGACAAGAAUUCUAUUCUGGGGAAUGUCACUGGCAGCAAGGAGUACGAGAGCUUCGUUGCCAGAUUAGCUUGGGAGGUGGAGUUGGAGAGUCACACUGGGUUCAGGGGCGGGCUGGUACCCGGAAAAGCCAGUGGAACCACUGCCCCCUAUUUUGCCACGUCCUUUGUGGAAAUUUUGUUUCAUGUCGCCACGAGAAUGCCCUCCGACAGCCCUGAGAGCCUGCUGCAGAAGACUAGACAUCUUGGGAAUGAUGAGGUGCAUGUCGUGUGGUCGGAGCACUGGAGGGAUUACAGGAGGGACAUCAUUCCUACGGAAUUCUGUGAUGUCCUCAUCGCUAUUUAUCCGCUGCCUAAUAAACUGUACAGAGUGCAGAUUGCCAGGAAAAUGGAGAUACCUUUCUUUGGGCCGCUCUUUGAUGAGAGCAUUGUCGAGGACGAUGUGCUGCCCGGGCUUGUCAGGGCCACUGCACUCGCUGCCAGCAGGGCCAAGAGGUCCACUCUGUCGCUGUAUCAGCAUUAUUACGAAGAAAGAAAUCGUUCGAUUGAUACGGUUAUGAGAAAUCACAAGGAAUCAACAACAUUCGAAGAAUUUGCUGCCAACGUUUAUGCACCUGUUCAACCGAUGAGUCCGUUCAGUGGAGGAUCAUCUGUCACUGGGUCGAUUACAAGUGUUCAAUCAACAGCCUCGUCGAAUCUAGCUGCAGCCCUCCUGGACUCCCACCACGGUCGUCCCAGUCUGAGAAAUAAUUCCUCAUCGAGUGGUGUUGAUAAUCGCACGAACAGAGCUUCUGACGGUAGCAGAGUUUGGUUCAGCGCUGACACGCAGGACAGUCCAGCACUGCACGGCAUAUCGCCUCGGCCCCUGAAGAAGAUGUCGUUCAAGACGGGCCCUAAACACCGGAGCAGCAGCACUCAACAGUCCACACCGCCAGACAGUCCGAGAUACAAAUAAAGUAUCAAUUAUUUUAUUAAUAUCGGCGUUUUCGGUUUUCCGUCCCUUAGGCAUAAUUCAGUUUUACCGUUUUCUAUUACUAUGUACAGAUUUGUUUACGUCUGGUUAAUUCGAGUAAUUUAUUGUGACACCGAGUGAUUUGUCGUCUUGAGAAAGCGAUGAGAUGUCAUUCUAAUUUAUGGAGAUGAGAGUUUCUCUUGAUGUCUUGUUCCAUUUGUGGUGAAGUGUACAAUUGGCGAAGGAACUCAUUGAAUAGAUUUUUAUGGAGCUUGUCAAUGAGCAAUUUGAGGAAAAGAUGGCAAGAGAUAUUUUUGUAGUCAAUGAAAUUUUCUACAGAAUAGAUCUCGACGUUUUUGCCCAGUUGACUUGAAUCAUUUACCACUGAACUCCGAAAAUUCAGUUGAACCAAAAAUUGAACGUGAAACAUUCCUUCAUGAGUUUGCUCGAUGGGAAUUGAACUUUAGCAACGUAAAAUCAUCAUUUUUACGUCCUCCAAUCAACUAUUUGAAGUCAGUUGAAUUUUUAUCACUUGGAGACUAGACUUUAUCGAUACUUAGGUAUUAAUUGGAUGAUUGAAUUAAUUAGGUGAACAUAAUUGAUUACAUUUAAAGAAACUUUGAGAUGAAAAAAAAACGAAAGAAAUCUUAAGAGUAAAUCAUGGCCAAAGCAGCAUUAUUUUUUCACUAAUUAGCCGACUAGAUGUUGAUGACGAGUGAGAGAGAUUUGAAGCGAGAAAAUAUAUUGUAUGUAAUGUACAUAAGUCACUGUACGAUAGGUGAGGGCCACACCGGGGCGAGGAGAAAAAAAUUUAUGAAAAAAUCAUGUGAAAUUCAUUUUUAUUUCACAAUCGUAAUCGAAUGAAUUUUAAUCGCACGAUGCGCUUCGAACAAAAUGAAAAUAUUAAUUAAACUCAAUGAAAUGAACGUCAGUGUGGGUCUUUAAGUAUUAAAAAUAUCAGACGCACGGAAGAAGUUAUUUAAUGAGAGUAAAGGGAAAAAAAACAUUCGUAACAUUGUACUUAAUGUUUGGAGAUACCACUUAUCAAUUUAACAGAUCAAUUAACAAUGAGAUGGUGAUUUUAAUUGUCCUGGUGGAUUAUAAUAUAUUUUUCUCAUUUAUUGUUUGAUUAUGGAGACGUCCAGGAUUCAUUUGAUCCUGGAGGAGGCGAGAAAUAAAUUAUUAUGAGCAAAUGUCAAU